CAGAUAUGACAUCAUCCUCACGUCAAGGCUCAUCUGUCAGAUCAAUUUUGAGUAGCCAGAUCCUAGUACUAUUGAAAUGCUUUUUCUCGUUGAAUUGGUCACAUUCAACUGAAUUGGAGAUUGUACUUUGCCGAGGAUGUUUGAUAAUUGCUUCGGAAAUGGACCGUUUCUGUUCAGACUGAAUGACAACGGAUCUGGACCAAACUUAUUGAGCCAGGUGUGCUUGGAACGCGGUUGGAGAGAGUACUCCUCGGAGAACGGAGAAGAGAACUGGAAUCUAUGGUGGAAAACUAACAGUUUCACUGCAGCUCUCACGAAAUCGCUCUCAGCAUGGCAGUUCACCAACCACAUUCCGAAGGGUUCAGCCAUAUGCAGGAAGGAUAAUUUAGUGAGAUAUUUGAGGUGCAUGAAGAGCGUGUAUGGUUCGAUAUAUGAUUUCAGUCCUGACGGCUAUAACCUACCCUUGGAGUACACGAAACUAGCAGCAGAAUGUAACAGAAGGAAAAUAAUACCUUACGAAAAGGCUUGCGAUAAAUACCUCGACGAUAAGCCUAUAUGGAUAUGCAAACCGGUCUCUAAGAGCCAGGGCAGGGGUAUUUUCUUAUUUCGCAGAUUGAGCGAGCUGAAUUACGACAACAACACCAUCGUCCAGAAGUACAUCGAGAAACCGCUCCUGAUCGGAGGCUACAAGUUCGAUCUGAGGCUGUACGUCUGCAUACCGUCCUACCACCCGAUGACCAUCUACAUGUACAAGGAGGGCUUGGCUAGGUUCGGCACGGACAAGUUCAACCUGAAAGACCUGACGAACCCGUUCCGACAUCUGACCAACUGUUCCAUCAACAAGCUGGGACCGAACUACACGGAAAUGAAGGAUAGGAUCGGUGCUGGAUGCAAAUGGACCUUGAAACACCUCAGGAGGUACUUCUUACAAGCCGGCAUCCACGACUGGCUCCUGUGGCAGAAGGUUUCGAACCUCGUCAUACUCACCGUGCUUAGCCACGCCACCCAGGUACCGGAGACGGUGAAUUGCUUCGAUUUCUUCGGCUUCGACGUGCUGAUUGAUGAAGAUCUGAGGCCCUGGCUGCUGGAGGUGAAUCUGAGCCCAGCGCUGAGCAACGACUGCGACGCCGACAGAGCAGUGAAAAAACCCAUGUUGCACGAUAUGUUCGAUCUCCUGGGUCUACCAAUAAACAACACGGGACUCGGUUCGUUCGAUCUGUGGUACGGCACUGAACAAGGGUCAGAGGCGGAGGAAGGGGACGAUAAGUCGGAAGAUUUCUCGAAAAUCAAGCGGGCUUCCAGGACGGACAUUUCGAAAAAAAGGAAGAAGAAGAACGCGAGGAAGGCCAGAUUUAAGGGGACCAAUAACGCGACUAAAGUUAGCGCAAGUCUGAACGAGUCUUUCUCCAAGAAACCGUUGAACCUGGCCAGGCAAACAAUAAUCCUGGACAGCCAGAAAAUGCGAGACGAAGAAUGGAAGAAAUCCAAAUUGAAGACGUGGGGUAACGGCAAGGAUUGGACCUAUCCGAAACAAUACGAGGGCGAUUGGAUAAGAAUUUGGCCCUUGAAACCGGUUUCGAAUUCCAUAAGGCAGUACAUGGAACCGUUGAAGGAAGUGAGAAACGUCGUUAUGGAGGUCUCCAAGUACUCCAAGCUAGCGAGAGAACUAACCAGAAAACACCCAAACGCCUGUGAUAAAUUCCUGAACCAGCGUCUGUCCGAGGCAAUGAACACAACCGGAGAAAUAUGGUUGCCUCCACUCUGAUACGAAAUUCGUAUAUUCCGCUACCAUUACCAAACUGCCUUUUUCGCCAAAUUUCAUCAGCUUCGUUUACGUAUUUACCUAUACAACGCUUCGAAUUCUAGGGACCCAUCUCAAAAUGAAGAUCUUCCCUGUAAUUUUAUACAUAUAAAGAGGUUUUUGACUCA
Coccinella septempunctata (seven-spotted ladybird) is the source of this 1929-nucleotide messenger RNA. RefSeq names its product probable tubulin polyglutamylase TTLL2. Lineage: Eukaryota; Metazoa; Arthropoda; Insecta; Coleoptera; Coccinellidae. Gene Ontology annotation, biological process: protein polyglutamylation; microtubule cytoskeleton organization. Gene Ontology annotation, molecular function: tubulin-glutamic acid ligase activity; tubulin binding. The transcript has 12 exons. The coding region runs from base 137 to 1765 and encodes 542 amino acids. The record is from RefSeq and is a predicted model, not a curated record. Gene Ontology annotation, cellular component: cilium.